Molecule: messenger RNA, 455 nt
Organism: Suillus plorans
Lineage: Eukaryota; Fungi; Basidiomycota; Agaricomycetes; Boletales; Suillaceae
Exons: 2
Coding region: 109-357 (82 amino acids)
Source: RefSeq, a predicted model, not a curated record
CGGUAAGUAUGGAGUGUAUCUUGAGAGGAAUACUAACUUUCCGCUACCCAGUAUAUAUCUGUCCGGGUAAGUCCAACGCACAAAACCGGCCAAAAAAGAAGUAUUCUGAUGUUGCCUUGUUCAUUUACAGGUAUCAUCCUUGCUGAAGCCUCCAUCUGGUUAUCCGCUGCAAGGUCACUGGCCGUCUCGAAGGUCGUCGAGAACGGUGUGAGAUUCCUCCCGACUCCCAUUCAUCAGGCACGGUCAGCCAUCCGAAGCCUUUCAAAUACUCAAUCAAGCCUCGCUCUGCAGCCUCCAUUCAUCUCAUUCAGCAAGACAGUGCUAACUACUAAGUGCCACUCGAUCAAUCGAAGAUGAACAUAGUAGAGAAAUAUGCCUCGCCAUGGGCGCUCGCCGGCGAGUUUCACACUAGACUUAUCUAUCAUAAUUUGCAUUUUGCGUUUCAUGCGGCAUGU